Saprolegnia diclina VS20 is the source of this 1372-nucleotide messenger RNA. RefSeq lists its product as hypothetical. Lineage: Eukaryota; Oomycota; Saprolegniomycetes; Saprolegniales; Saprolegniaceae. The record is from RefSeq and is a predicted model, not a curated record. The coding region runs from base 1 to 1353 and encodes 450 amino acids. The transcript has 2 exons.
AUGAACGGUGGAUUCUGCAUUGUGCUCAAGAAAGCCUCAGUGUCGCAAGCCGAAGCCGCGGCGGCGCGCGAUGUCACGAGACAAGAGCCGGCCCGCGUUUUGCCAACUGGCUCGUCAGCUGUCGGCAAGUCCGUGGUUGGCCUCGUCUUCUGCGCCUACUUGGCGGCGUACCACGACUACGACAUUCUCUACAUUCGAGCUUUGAGCGAUGACCCGUUCGUGCCCGUGCUCGUCGUUCGCUUCUCCGGCUGCCACGUCACCAAGGACCCCACGUUCUCACCAAAAGCUCCGAGCAUCAGUCCGUUCCAAGAUUCGUUCAAGAGCGAGAGCGUCGCUGUCGGCAAGAAACACUUGGUUGCUGGUGACGGGUACGAGUCCUACGUGUUCGAACUCACGGGUUUUGCACUAGGUCGCUUGACGGAUGCGGUUUGCUCGCCCGACUCGGUGCUGGUUCUUCUUCCAGCAUGGACCAAAAGCACGCUUCAGGCCAAAGCCGCAACAAGCGCUGCGCAAAUGCAGACCUUUGACGAGCGCUACGCUGUUUCGGGUGGCAGCGUCGGUCGCUUUCUCAUGGACCCCAAGCAGCUCCGGGACAGCCUCGCGACCGAAUACGAUUUUUUAAACUGGUACUGGCGACAGCUUCGGUUCAUCAAGGACGUGGACGUCUACGAGCAGUACCUCUCUUUCAUACAUAGCCACCCCAUCAACGACGCCUCGUUUGCGCUGCGGCAUCUAUUGCCCGAGAGUACUAUCGACAACUACGCCUAUGAUUGUAAGUGGAGUGCGUUGACGACGAACGCGUCGCUCUACGCGAUGCAAUUCACCGCGCUCGUGACGAAGCUCGCAUUUGACCGAGUGCUCAAGCUGUUGAUUUCGCAAGACAAACCCGAGCUGCUCAUCGACGCCAGCUGUACCGUGGUGAGCGGUCAUGCCACCAGUGCAGCUUGCCUCGCGUACCUCCAACACGACCUGCCACCGGCAACGUACUGGUACUCGGGAUGCGACGACUUUCCUGCUGUCAAUGGCAUCUUUGUUCAAGACGGCUGGAUCAACUACGUCCAGACGACGGUGCUGCCCGACCAUGUGGUUGCGUGGGGCGAGUUGGCCAUCGUCCACGCAUCAGUCAAGCGCAACCCGAAUCUCAAGGGAUACAAGCACCGCUUGGUACUGGUCAUGCCGGUCAAGGUGACGUGGGUCGGUCUCGAAUUCGCACCCGAGAUUGACGACGUGGUCGUGUGUACGGGGGUCGUUGCGCUCUAUCGAGCCGUCGACUACGGCAAGCCGGAAGCCACUGAGUACAUGUGUGUGUGUGGAUGCCAAGAGGCGCCGGCCUCGCCCGGGAGUUUUACGUAACGAGGAUGAAGGUCUUGUG